AUGUUCCGCAACACGUACGACAGCGACAACACCGUCUUCUCACCCCAAGGUCGACUCCACCAGGUCGAAUAUGCCCUUGAAGCCGUAAAGCAAGGAUCCGCAGUUGUCGGUCUUCGUUCCUCCACCCAUGCCAUCCUAGUCGCACUCAAACGAGCUCCCUCCGAACUCGCCUCCUACCAAAAGAAGAUGCUUCGAAUCGACAAUCACCUCGGUAUCGGCUUCGCCGGUCUCACCUCCGACGCCCGUGUCCUUUCCACUUACAUGCGUCAACUAGCCCUCUCUUCUCGUCUCGUCUACGACCGCCCCCUCCCUAUCUCCCGCGUUGUCGACUCCCUCGCAGACCGAGCCCAAUACAACACCAUGGACUACGGCAAACGCCCUUACGGUGUAGGCUUCCUCAUUAUCGGUGUAGACGACACUGGUCCGCAUCUGUACGAGUUUAGCCCAACUGCUAACUGCUUCGAGUAUUACGCUAUGAGUAUUGGCGCGCGCAGCCAGUCAGCGAAGACGUACUUGGAGAGGAAGUUUGAAGAGUUCAGCAGUGCUAGUUUGGAAGAACUGGUAACGCACGGGCUUUAUGCAUUGAGGGAUACACUGCCGCAGAAUAAGGAUUUGGAGUUGGAACAGGUGUCAGUGGCUGUUGUGGGGCCAGGAGCGGAUGCAGAUGUGAACAGUGCAGAGGCGAGGAAGGGGGAGAAGUUUAGAAUUGUGGAAGGCGAAGAGUUGAGACCGUAUAUGGAUAAGUUGCAGCCUAGGGGUCUGCCGGGGGCUAGGGCGACCGCCGCGGCGGCGGCGGCGGCGGGUGAGGGUACAGGUGCAACGGAGGGCGGUGAGGGUAACGCGGCGGUACCUGGCGGAGAGGCGCCAAUGGAGGAUUAA
This is a messenger RNA of Ustilago hordei, 879 nucleotides long. RefSeq names its product putative PRE5 - 20S proteasome subunit (alpha6). Bases 1 to 879 code for a protein of 292 amino acids. NCBI's taxonomy places the organism in Eukaryota, Fungi, Basidiomycota, Ustilaginomycetes, Ustilaginales, Ustilaginaceae. Gene Ontology annotation, cellular component: proteasome core complex, alpha-subunit complex; nucleus; proteasome core complex. The record is from RefSeq and is a predicted model, not a curated record. Gene Ontology annotation, biological process: ubiquitin-dependent protein catabolic process. The transcript has a single exon.